Messenger RNA from Acanthosepion pharaonis, 648 nucleotides. NCBI's taxonomy places the organism in Eukaryota, Metazoa, Mollusca, Cephalopoda, Sepiida, Sepiidae. The record is from the annotation of a GenBank genome assembly.
AUGUGUUUCUUUCUUCGUUGUAUUUUGCAGGAAAUAACAGGAAAACGAAAGAACGAACAAGGGUUUAGGGCUCCCGACAGCCCUGGAAAAAUAGUCUCCUCUUAUCAUAAUGACGGCGGACAUGGGCGAAGUAAAGGAAACACUAGAUGUAAGGGAGAAUUUCCAGAUCUAUACACUUCCCGAUAUUAUAAUCAGCAAUGCACCUCACUGACCGAUCAACCUACCCAAAAGAAACUAGUUCUACAAACAUUUUCUUGUCCCAGAGACUCUUCGGGCACAACCUCCAAGUGCGUGUACAAAUCCGACGUGGGCCACAUCACCGGACCCGAUCACUCUCAGAUGCCGAGCAGUGUGAAACCCCCAAUGGCAGCGGACUCCAACCCGGCACUACUCUACUCCCAGCCCCGAAAGCUAAAAGAUCGUAAAACCUCCGCUCCCACCCCUGAUCCAGAGCCUCAAAGUCUGCCUUCACUACCGCAGGUGCCCCAUUCCGACCGGCCCAGACAGGGGUACCCGUUGUCAGAGAAAACCACGGCAGAAAGUAUUGGGCACGGUCACGGUCAUGGUCACGUGCAGGGGCACGGACCCAAAUUACAGAAACCCUCACAAGGGCCAGACUUAUACAAAAAUAUGGACCACAAAGUGUAA